AUGGUGAUCUUGAAAUCGAUUUGCAGUUUUUCAAAGUAUAGUAAAAAAAAUGACGACAUUCUGGGACCCAUGUUCAAUGAUUACAGGGUAUCUGAAUUUACUACGAUGCUUUCCAGAGGUUCAAAGCCCAUUGAUGAGGCUUCUAAGGGUUCUUUAGAUCUGUUGGCUUCUUCAUUCCGCACUCAAAAGAGUUUAAAUUCCUAUAGCUCUCAUUUUCCUAGUAGGGAAGCUAGUUGUGGAGUUAGUACCAGCCGGAGAGCUCAGACAGUGUCUGUAUCUCAAAUUUUGAGGAGACCAAUUAAUUUGUUAGAUGACACUACCAAAAUGGUAUCAUUUACAAGGGAUGAUAAUUAUCCAGAAAUUGCAAAAAAGACCACUAUAACAGCUAGUUUUGAAAACCAAGCAAGAAGCGAUGGUACUCUUUCUUCUAGACCAAUGUUUAAUAUGCCCAAAGGCAAUAGAUAUAGGAAUUUUGUCAAACUUGGAGGUCUUACUUCUCUGAUAAUGGAAGAAGACAUAUCGCGCGGAGUGCGAUGUAUGAGCAUCAAAGCUUCGCCUUUGGCUGAAAGAAAAUAUUCACCUAUAUUUGAGCACCUAUGUUCUAAAAUUGAAAAGUUAUUGGAAUUAAAAUCUGAACAAGUUAUGAAUAUUCGUAAGAACUAUGGAAAUACAUCUCUUGGUGAUCUUACUGUUUCAUGUUUGUUUAGUGGACUAAAGGAUGCCGUUGGCAUGGUUACAGAAACAUCUGAAUUAGAUCCAAAAACUGGUAUUCGCAUUAGGACACAUACUAUUGAUAGUAUGCUAAAAAGCUUGCCAUCAAAGAAUCCUGGAAGUGGCUGUCCUUACUCUGAAGCAGUUUUGUGGCUUUUACUUACAAAUGAAGUACCUACCCUACAGGAGGUUAAAGAAUUAUCAUUGGAGUUGUGUAGAAGGUCUGAAAUUCCAGACCAUGUUUUCAAGGUCAUAGAUGCCUUUCCUCCGGGUUCUCAUCCUAUGACCCAGUUCAUUUCCGCUGUUUCUGCACUCCAGACUGAAUCCGUAUUUAGAGAAGCUUAUUUCAACCGCACAUACAACAAGGAUACUUGUUGGAAGCUUAUUUUGGAUGACAGUCUCGAUCUUCUCGCGAAGAAUCUCAUAGUUGUAGGAUACAUCUACAGAAGAUGUUUUAUUGAUCCUAACACAAAGGGUUCUGAUAUGAAAUUCGACCCUGAACUAGAUUACGGUUCAAAUUUGGCAAAAUUUUUAGGUCACGAUAGUGAACUUUUUGGUGAUGUAAUGAGGCUUUAUGUAGCUCUUCAUUCCGACCAUGAGGGAGGAAAUGUUUCUGCACAUGCAUCACAUCUCGUGGGAUCUGCUCUUGCUGAUCCAUACUUCUGCUUUUCUGCAGCUCUUUGUGGACUUUCAGGUCCUCUUCAUGGAAUGGCCAACCAAGAAUGUUUAUUCUGGAUCCAGAAUAUGUUGAAGGAACUGAAGGGUCAAGAGAUUACAGUUGACACUGUUACAAAGUUUGCGCAAGAUACUCUUGCCCGCAAACAGGUUAUUCCAGGAUAUGGUCAUGCUGUACUUAAGAUUACUGAUCCAAGACAUAGUGCAUUCAUGGACUUUGCUCUCCGCAAUUUCCCGGAUGAUCCACUCGUUAAGCUUUUGGACAUUUGUCUUCAGGCCAUUCCAAAGGUCUUGGAGGCCACAGGAAAGGUACGUAAUCCAAAUCCUAAUGUUGAUUGUUCAACUGGAGUUAUUCUGCAUCAUUUCAAUAUAAAUCACCCAGAAAUCUUUACUGCAUUGUUUGGACUUUCAAGAGCAUUUGGAAUUCUUUCUCAACUUGUAUGGGCUAGAGCUCUCAAGUAUCCAAUUGAGCGCCCAAAAUCACUCACCCUAGAUUCCCUAGAGAAACUCUGUGCUUCCCUGCAGAAGUAG
This is a messenger RNA of Theileria equi strain WA, 1917 nucleotides long. Its product is annotated as citrate synthase, putative. Gene Ontology annotation, biological process: carbohydrate metabolic process; tricarboxylic acid cycle. The coding region runs from base 1 to 1917 and encodes 638 amino acids. The record is from RefSeq and is a predicted model, not a curated record. The transcript has a single exon. Lineage: Eukaryota; Apicomplexa; Aconoidasida; Piroplasmida; Theileriidae. Gene Ontology annotation, cellular component: mitochondrial matrix.